Sphaeramia orbicularis (orbiculate cardinalfish) is the source of this 876-nucleotide messenger RNA. RefSeq names its product collectin sub-family member 11 (gene colec11). The record is from RefSeq and is a predicted model, not a curated record. The transcript is spliced from 6 exons. Bases 56 to 865 code for a protein of 269 amino acids. NCBI's taxonomy places the organism in Eukaryota, Metazoa, Chordata, Actinopteri, Kurtiformes, Apogonidae.
GCCACAGUUUAAUUUUGACUUUCCUCUGUUCCUCUUUAACAGCCCAUGUAGCAGGAUGAGAGCAGAGGCGCUGUUACUGUCCAUGAUAAUAAUGUCUGCACUGAGUUUAUUGCGAUUGAAUGGACAAAACUUGGCAGACGAAUCCUGCACUGUUCAGAUCCUCGUCCCUGGACUCAAAGGAGAACCAGGAGAUAAAGGACACAAAGGGGUACCGGGGAGGCCGGGAAGAGUCGGCCCCCCAGGAGAGAUCGGUCAAACUGGUCUGAAAGGACAGAAAGGCAUCAUGGGACGUUAUGGAAAAGUAGGCCCAAGUGGAAUGAAAGGUGUAAAAGGAGAAAUGGGAGAUCCAGGUCCGAGGGGUCCUGAUGGAGAGCCAGGGGUUCCGUGUGAGUGUGCACCAAUGAGAAAGAGGAUUGGAGAAAUGGACAUUCUUGUGGCCCAGCUAACCUCUGAGCUGAAAUUCAUUAAAAAUGCUGUUGCUGGCAUAAAAGAGACAGACAGUAAGGUGUAUCUGUUGGUGAAGGAGGAGAAGCGCUACUCCGACGCCGAGGCCUACUGUCAGACGAGGGGAGGGCACCUGGCUAUGCCCAAGGAUGAGGCGGCCAACGCAGCCAUCGCGGCGUACAUCACCGACGCCGGCCUGAGCAGGGUCUACAUCGGCAUUCACGACCUGGACCGAGAGGGCGUCUUCACCUACGUGGAUCGAUCUCCCAUGACCACUUUCAGCAAAUGGAGAAGAGGGGAGCCCAACAACGCUUACGAUGAUGAGGACUGUGCAGAGAUGGUGUCCUCAGGCGAGUGGACUGAUGUGGCCUGUCAUCCCACCAUGUAUUUUGUUUGUGAAUUUGACAAAGAUAGUGGUUGAGAUCAGGCUUA